This is a messenger RNA of Strongyloides ratti, 1293 nucleotides long. Its product is annotated as Estradiol 17-beta-dehydrogenase 8. The record is from RefSeq and is a predicted model, not a curated record. The transcript is spliced from 5 exons. NCBI's taxonomy places the organism in Eukaryota, Metazoa, Nematoda, Chromadorea, Rhabditida, Strongyloididae. Bases 1 to 1293 code for a protein of 430 amino acids. Gene Ontology annotation, molecular function: oxidoreductase activity.
AUGGUAUCAUUAAGAUUUGAUGGAAAAGUUGUUCUUGUAACUGGAGCUGGUGGUGGACUUGGAAAAACUUAUGCUAUUGAAUUUGCUAAAAGAGGUGCAAAAGUUGUUGUAAAUGAUCUUGGUGGAUCAGCUCAUGGAACAGAUUCAAGUACAUCAAUGGCUGAUAAAGUUGUCAAAGAAAUUAAAAAUGCAGGUGGUAUUGCUGUACCUAAUUAUGAUAGUGUUGAAUUUGGUGAAAAAUUAGUUAAAACAGCUAUUGAUAAUUUUGGAAGAAUAGAUAUUGUUAUUAAUAAUGCUGGUAUACUUCGUGAUAAAUCAUUUCAAAAAAUAAAUGAUAUUGAUUGGGAUUUAAUACAAAAAGUUCACUUAAAAGGGGCAUUUUCUGUAUCACAAGCAGCAUGGCCAUAUAUGAAAAAACAAAAUUAUGGAAGAAUUAUUGUUACAUCAUCUAAUUCUGGUGUUUAUGGAAACUUUGGACAAGCAAAUUAUGCUGCAGCCAAACUUGGCCUUAUUGGUCUUUCUAAUACUCUUGCUAUUGAAGGUGAAAAAUAUAAUAUAAAGGUUAAUUCUUUGAUACCAACUGCUGGAUCAAGACUAACAAUGACAGCUAUGCCAGAAGAUAUGGUUGAAGCAUUAAAACCAGAAUUUGUUACACCACUUGUUAUUUAUAUGGCUCAUGAAAGUUUUCCACAUUCUGGUGGUAUAUAUGAGGCUGGUGCUGGAUGGUAUGGUCAAGUACAAUUUUAUAGAUCACAAGGAAAAGUUAUUCCUCAAGCUACUGCUGAAGAUGUUGCUAAUAAUUGGGAUACUAUUAGUUGUAUGAAAAAUGCAAAACAUUAUGAAAGUGGAAAAGAUAUUCUUACCGAUUUAUUAGGGGCCCUUUCAGAAGAAAAACAGUCGGAAACAUUAUCUAAGAGUGAUGAAGUCAUAGAUAAUAUUGCAUGUGGCAUUGUAUUUAAAGAAAUUGAUGCAGCAAUUAAAGAGAAACCAGAAUUGGUAAAAAAUAUUAAAGCAAUAAUUGUUUAUAAUAUUUUAAAUCAUGGAAAAUCUGUUGCUAAUAUAGUUCUUGACUUCAAAAAUGCACCAUAUUCUGUUUACGAGGGUAAUGUAAAAAAUGGAAAAGCUAAUGCAACAGUUACUGUUGAAGAUGAAGAUUUUUUAAGCAUUGCUGCUGGAACAUUGAAUGCCCAAAAAGCUUUUAUGUCUGGAAAACUUAAAGUUAAAGGAAAUAUAAUGCUUCUUCAAAAAUUGCAAGGGAUUUUAGAAAAAAACAAACCAAAAGCUAAAUUGUAG